ACUGCGAAGCGAGAUAUUAAUAGACAAAGUUGAGGGCGUGUUAGGUUAGAAAAUCUGUCAUACCAUCUAUCUCUAGCUAUGUAACUGGGGGACUUCGCCCCCCAGACCCCCCUAUCACGGAGGUGAGGGCUGUAGUCUUUUGUAAGAAAUUCACUCUUUAGCUUAAGCACAAGAGACUAUAGCCCCCACCCCCAUGAUAGGGGGGUCUGGGGGGCAAAGCCCUCCAGUUACAUAGCUAGAGAUAGAUGCUUCGAAUUAACAUGGGUCGAGUAAUUCGUGCUCAGCGUAAAGGUGCGGGAUCUGUCUUUCGAUCCCAUACAAAAAAGAGGAAGGGAGCACCGAAGCUCCGUUCCUUGGAUUUUUCUGAAAGGCAUGGGUACAUCAAAGGUGUCAUUAAGGACAUCAUUCAUGAUCUUGGCCGUGGUGCACCACUAGCAGUGGUACAUUUCCAUGAUCCUUAUAAGUUCAAAACACGCAAAGAAUUAUUUAUUGCACCUGAAGGCAUAUACACAGGCCAAUUCUUAUACUGUGGAAAAAAAGCAAAUCUCCAGAUUGGGAAUGUAAUGCCAGUUGGUACAAUGCCAGAAGGUACAAUUGUCUGUAAUUUAGAAGAGAAAACUGGGGACAGGGGUCGUUUAGCUAGAGCUUCUGGCAAUUAUGCUACUGUAAUAGCACAUAACCCGGAGUUUUACGUUGGCAACAGUUGUACUUAGUCGCAUUUGUGUAGCCCUCUUAAAA
This is a messenger RNA of Odontomachus brunneus, 738 nucleotides long. RefSeq names its product 60S ribosomal protein L8-like. The record is from RefSeq and is a predicted model, not a curated record. The transcript has 4 exons. Gene Ontology annotation, cellular component: ribosome; cytosolic large ribosomal subunit. Gene Ontology annotation, molecular function: RNA binding; structural constituent of ribosome. Gene Ontology annotation, biological process: cytoplasmic translation. NCBI's taxonomy places the organism in Eukaryota, Metazoa, Arthropoda, Insecta, Hymenoptera, Formicidae. The coding region runs from base 246 to 713 and encodes 155 amino acids.